Messenger RNA from Peromyscus eremicus (cactus mouse), 2789 nucleotides. It is a transcript of the gene Mss51, whose product is annotated as MSS51 mitochondrial translational activator. NCBI's taxonomy places the organism in Eukaryota, Metazoa, Chordata, Mammalia, Rodentia, Cricetidae. The transcript has 6 exons. The record is from RefSeq and is a predicted model, not a curated record. Bases 1275 to 2678 code for a protein of 467 amino acids.
AUUUAUGUCUUAUCUCCAAACUAGGUGAGGUUAGCCAGUUUUCCAUCUGCUGCUAACUUUGGAUAGACAAAAACUUGUGUUGCUUUUUCUUCUUUUUAAAGUUAAUUUAGCAGUGUGUUUGCUGAGACAGAGAGGGUGGCACACUGCUGGGCUACAUAAGAAUCUGCUUCAAAACAAAUUACAAAAGAUUCUAUGUAUUUAAUAUAUUAUGAGAAAUCCACAGAGUCUGCUUAAAGGGUAAAGGAAUUUAUUAGGGAGGAAGACUCACUACAGCAUGGGAGAUUUAUCAUAGGGUCCUGGAAGUCCGUGGUACAGUCCAACACUGUUCUUCCGCCUGGGUCUAUCUCAACAUCUGAGCCCACGAGGGAGAGACGUCUCAGGUAUUAAGGGUAGCCCGAGCCAUACCCUGGGGCAGGUACUUUAAGGUCAUAGAUAGAUAGGACAGUUAACCUGCUACAUCUCUAAGGGUGGUACUCCAAGGUCAUAGAUAGAAUGGUUAUACACUACAUUAAUAUAUUAUUUUUAUAAAAGAGGCUGGGGAUGUAGUUCACAUGAUAUAGUGCUUACCUAGCAUUCACAGAUGUGGUCCUAGCACUUGAGAAAUGGAGCUAGAGGAUCAGGAGUUCAAAGUCAUCCUCAGCAACAAAUGAGUUAAGCACCAUCCUGGUCUAUAUGACCUGUCACCUCCCACUUCCCCCAAAAGUCCAAUGUAGACAAGUCUAGGGGCUAUUUUCAUCAACCCAGUUCCUACCCACUGCUUCUUUAAGGGUUUUGUAUAUUUACUUACCUGUAUAUAGAGCUUCAUAUAUCACACACAUGCAUAAAUUAUAUUGUAUGUAAUUCUCAUGUUUUUGUUUUCAUUUUUGUUUGAGAGGAGGUCUUGCUAUGCAGCCCAAGUUGGCCUGGAACACUGUGUAUUCCUUAGCUUACGGAAUACUAGUAUUACAGAAGUGAGUGGGAAUACUAGUAUUACAGAAGUGAGUGGGAAUACUAGUAUUACAGGAGUGGGAAUACUAGUAUUAUAGGAGUGAGUGGGAAUACUAGUAUUACAGAAGUGAGUGGGAAUACUAGUAUUAUAGGAGUGAGCCACCAUGUGCCCAGUGGUCUCCUCUAUUUUUUGUAACUGCUUAUAGCAGUAAGUAAUCUAUAACUAAUAAAUUUUCUCAUAGCCAGGCCUCAGAGACUUGAGUGUGAAGUAAAAGGCCAGGCAUCUGAAAACACACGUUUAUUUUAUCCAAUUCCUGUUUAGCAUCUGGUCCCCAAGUUCUUUGGACAUGGCUCCACGUUCACAGCGGCGAAAGCACAAGAAACCCCGACCAGUGACUCCUGUGGUUGUAAUCCCACCCACAGAAGUGUCUGCGGAACCGCCAGCCCUCUCAAAACCUAACCCUAGCAUUGAUGCUCUUGGCUUUAUUUCCUUGGACAAUAAUGUACCAGGUCUGUCCCAGUUGAUCCUUCAAAAGCUGAACAUGAAGAGCUAUGAAGAAUACAAGUUGGUGGUAGAUGGGGGAACCCCAGUAUCCAGCUUUGGAUUUCGGUGUCCACAAGAAAUGUUCCAGAGGAUGGAGGACACGUUCCGAUUCUGUGCUUCCUGUAAAGCACUCCCUUUUGACCUUUCAGAUCACAAGGUUCUCCGGCACUGUAAGAGGUGCAGAAAUGUCUAUUACUGUGAUACAGAGUGUCAGAGGUCAGAUUGGCCAGCACACAGGAAGGUUUGUCAAGUGCUCCGUCUUGUGGCUGUGGAUCGCGUCAUGGAAUGGCUUCUGGUCACAGGUGAUUUUGUCCUACCCUCGGGACCUUGGCCAUGGCCGGCAGAAGAGAUACAGGAUUGGGAUACCUGGUUUUCUAUGAGGGGUCUACAGCUAGAGGCGACACUGAAUGCUGUUCUAGAUAGCUGUGCUAUGACCAUGCUUUGGGCCAGUCUAGGAAGGCCACGACCAGAACCAGAUGUUCUGCACAGCUCUUUGAAGCGGUUGAUGACAGAUGCUUUGUCACGGCCUUUGACCCUGGGCCUAGGGCUUCGGACUCUGGCCCUAGAUGUUGGGAAGACUGGGGGAAUCACAUUGCAUGUAGUUGGUGCUUCCCAUGUGGAGACAUUCCUCAUUCGUUCUGGAGAUUAUGAUGAGCUCGGCUACAUGUUUCCUGAACACCUUGGCCUCCGUGUGAUCAUGGUGGGUGUGGAUGUGGGCACUAACCUUUUACAGAGUUCCUCGCCUAUACCCCUGCAGCCUGGAACAAUUCAGCUUAGUGGCUACAAGGCUCUGUAUCAUGACUUCUGGGAGGAGCAGAUAGAGACUGGGAAUCUAGCCCAUCCAGAUUUGGUGGCUGCAUUCCAUCCAGGUUUCCAUGCCUCUCCAGUCUUGAUGGAAGCUUGGCUACCUACCCUGCUGCUACUUCGUGACUAUGCGAUCCCAACGUUGAUUACUGUUUACAGCCAACAGGAAUUGGAAGCCUCUUUGCAGAUUCUGGUGAACUUGGAUACACACAUCAUUGCUUGUGGAGCUAAUCCUUUCGCAUCCCUCAAACCUGAACAGGUCUAUUCUAACCCCAAUAAGCAGCCAGUGUACAGCAGUGCCUACUACAUCAUGUUUCUUGGAAGUUCCUCCUGCCAACUAGAUAAGAAGCAGUUAGAAGAAAAAGCAGAUGAUUUUUCAAUAUUUGAACCAAAUCCUAACUGAAUGCCUGGAAAAUAGAAGCUUAAUCAAAUCACCCUGUUGAUGUCCAGUUGUUGCCAGCUUUGAAACCUACUGAAUGCUAAAUCUUAUUCACAGUCCAAGUAAAGAUUCUAA